CUUUUUCUUUUUCGUUUUCUUUUGAAAAAAAAAAACACUCUUUUUGGUUCAAUUCGGACAAUUCACGUCCGCAGCCUUCCCUGCUGUUGCCAUUGGGCCUCUCUUGUACUCGAAUAGUAGAGCUAUAUAUAUAUACAUACAUUGGGAGUGCACCUUCUUUCAAUUCGGAGCCAUGGACGAGACUUUCCCCCCUGUUAAGGCCUCCGGGAAUGAGGACGGACGCUCCAAAAACUCACCGUACUACCUCAAAACUGUGGGUGAUAAAUUGACAGGUCCUAUGAAGGAUAUCCUGGAGAAUUAUAGUGGGAUUCCAUCCGAUGAGGUUGAAAGGCAUGUUUAUGAAUUGAGAGACCGUGCUUGGGACGUACAUCCAUACCCAUGCAUCGGUGUAUUCUCUUUCCUUGAUCUUUCAACCAACCAGGUUCCGGCCUACAGCAAGAUUCUUGAAAUUCUCAAACCAAACCCGAAUGCACCAGAAGACCAAGCCCUUUUCCUCGACCUUGCUUGCUGCUUUGGACAGGAUAUCCGCAAGCUAGUCCGCGACGGCGUACCGGCCUCCGCCGUCUAUGGAACAGAUAUCAAACGCGAGUUCUUGGAAUUGGGAUUCGAGCUCUUCAAGGACGAAGACAAGUUUCCGGACCCAGAACGACAAUUCUUCGUGGCUGAUAUCCUUGAUGCCGACUCGCCUGAAAACGCCGGCAUCUGGAACGAGAUGAUGAGCAAGUUCACGAUCGUUCAGAUUGCAAACUUCUUGCAUCUCUUCGACUACGAGCGCCAACUCCAGAUCUGCUGCGUCAUUACGCGGCUCAUGGCCACAAAGCCCGGUGCCAUGGUCAUCGGAAGACAAGUAGGGAGCACAAAUCCUCGGGAGGUCUCGAGGGCCUUUUCUGCCCCGGAACUAAAACGCAAUUCCGGGACCAGAUACUGGCACUCACCGGAGACAUUCCGACAAAUGUGGGUGGAGGUCGGUGAGAAGACGGGCACUAAGUGGGAUGUGGAUGUCGAUUUCAUCAAGCUGGAUGAACACAAUCUGAAGUUGCUGGAAGAGGUAAAGCAAAUGUUCCCUUCGGCUGAUGCCGAGCGUAAGCAGCGGCAGGUGAAUUAUUUGAUUUUCACAGUCACUAGGGUCGAGUGAAUUCAUAUCUAGUACCGAUUUCUUGUCUGCAUGGCUGGCUGAUAGAGCCCAUCUUGAAUUGGAUUUCUGUGGUUAUUAUUAUAAUAAGUUUGGUCUAUGUUUUGAAUAGGUAUACAGUACAUUUCUGUUCUGGUAGGUGAUUGGUAGGUGAUAAGAUAUUGGACAGAGUUGUGCUUUCCAUGAAUAGAGCAAUUGACAGAUAAAUCAGGAAAUAUUUUAUUUCCCUGAAUGAUUUGUAUGAUAAGGAGGAUAUAACUGUCACUUGUAGGCGGACGUGUUCG
Paecilomyces variotii is the source of this 1416-nucleotide messenger RNA. RefSeq lists its product as hypothetical. The coding region runs from base 173 to 1135 and encodes 320 amino acids. The record is from RefSeq and is a predicted model, not a curated record. NCBI's taxonomy places the organism in Eukaryota, Fungi, Ascomycota, Eurotiomycetes, Eurotiales, Thermoascaceae. The transcript is spliced from 2 exons.